AGCUCAGACAUCUUGGAGAGGCUGGCAUUUUUACGCGGGGAUCUGAGACGGCUUUCCUUCUUCUCGACAAAAGGCUGAACUAGAAGGGGGUGGGGGGAGAGGAGGAGGAGGAGGAGGAGGAGGAGGAGGAGGAGGAGGAGGAGGAGGAGGAGGAGGAGGAGGAGGAGGAGGAGGAGAAGGAAGAGGAGAGGAGAGGAAAGGAGAGGAGAGACGCGAAGCAGCCUUAGCGCUGGGCCUGGGCGGAGCGCAGCUCUGAGGGGGAGAGGGCGAGGGAGGCAGGCAGGCUGGUGGGUGUGGGGAGCCCUAGCCUGCGCGCUGUGCUGCGCUCUGGUUGCCCUCCUUGUCCCUUUGUGUGGGUGCUAGUCCACAGCCCCUCUGGCCUCGGUCCCUUUACACCCCGGGCUCCCAGUCCGCUCCUCCCCCGCCUUCCUCCCUACCCCGGCCCGCCCCCUCCCCUCCCCUCCCCUCCCCUCGCUCCUUGCAUUGCUCUAAAUUCUUCUUGGAGACAAGAUGGCAACACCGGCAGCGGUCAAUCCUUCGGAAAUGGCUUCUGACAUCCCUGGAUCGGUGUCUUUGCCAGUUGCCCCCAUGGCAACAGGGCAGGUGAGAAUGGCAGGAGCCAUGCCUGCUAGAGGAGGAAAGAGGCGUUCAGGAAUGGACUUCGAUGAUGAAGAUGGUGAAGGCCCCAGCAAAUUUUCAAGAGAGAAUCACAGCGAGAUUGAAAGGCGUAGAAGGAACAAGAUGACCCAGUACAUCACAGAGCUGUCAGACAUGGUUCCCACAUGCAGUGCUCUAGCUCGAAAACCAGAUAAGUUAACCAUACUACGCAUGGCAGUCUCACACAUGAAAUCCAUGAGGGGUACUGGAAACAAAUCUACCGAUGGAGCCUAUAAACCUUCAUUUUUAACAGAGCAGGAACUAAAACAUCUCAUUCUCGAGGCUGCUGAUGGAUUUCUGUUUGUAGUUGCGGCUGAAACUGGAAGAGUCAUCUACGUGUCUGAUUCAGUCACGCCAGUUCUGAAUCAACCCCAGUCUGAGUGGUUUGGUAGCACCCUUUAUGAACAGGUUCAUCCAGAUGAUGUGGAGAAACUGAGAGAACAGCUAUGCACUUCUGAAAACUCAAUGACAGGUCGGAUUUUGGAUCUGAAGACAGGGACCGUCAAGAAGGAAGGUCAGCAGUCGUCUAUGAGAAUGUGCAUGGGAUCCAGACGCUCUUUCAUUUGUAGGAUGAGGUGUGGAAACGCCCCUUUGGAUCACCUUCCCCUAAACAGGAUAACCACCAUGAGGAAAAGAUAUAGGAAUGGUCUAGGCCCGGUUAAGGAAGGAGAGGCACAAUAUGCUGUAGUCCAUUGCACAGGAUACAUCAAAGCCUGGCCUCCAGCAGGAAUGACUAUACCUGAAGAAGAUGCUGAUGUGGGACAAGGCAGUAAAUAUUGCCUUGUGGCAAUUGGGAGGCUUCAGGUAACUAGCUCUCCUGUAUGCAUGGACAUGAAUGGGAUGUCUGUCCCUGCUGAGUUCUUAUCUCGACACAACUCUGAAGGAAUCAUCACGUUUGUGGAUCCAAGAUGCAUCAGUGUUAUUGGCUACCAACCACAGGAUCUUCUGGGAAAGGACAUUUUGGAAUUUUGCCAUCCUGAAGAUCAGAGCCAUCUAAGGGAGAGUUUUCAGCAGGUUGUUAAGCUGAAAGGCCAAGUACUCUCAGUCAUGUAUCGAUUUCGGACCAAAAACCGGGAAUGGAUGUUGAUCAGGACCAGCAGCUUCACUUUUCAGAAUCCUUAUUCUGAUGAGAUUGAAUACAUCAUCUGCACCAACACGAAUGUCAAGCAACUUCAGCAACAACAGGCUGAACUGGAAGUACACCAGAGAGAUGGAUUGUCAUCAUAUGACUUAUCUCAGGUACCUGUCCCAAAUAUACCAGCUAAUGUUCAUGAGACUGGAAAACCAGUAGAAAAAGCAGAUACAAUAUUUUCCCAGGAAAGAGAUCCUCGUUUUGCUGAGAUGUUUGCAGGAAUAACUGCAUCGGAGAAAAAAAUGAUGGCCUCUGCCUCUGCCCCUGGGAACCAGCAACUUUACUCGCAAGGAAGCCCAUUCCAGCCAGGACACUCGGGAAAGGCAUUCAGUUCUUCAGUGGUUCAUGUGCCUGGAGUCAAUGAUAUUCAGUCCUCUUCUUCAACAGGACAAAAUAUGACACAGAUUUCUCGUCAGAUAAAUCAGAGUCAAGUUGCCUGGACUGGAAGUCGUCCGCCAUUUCCUGGACAGCAAAUCCCAACGCAGUCCAGCAAGACUCAGUCUUCUCCCUUUGGGAUUGGGACCAGCCACACCUACCCAGCCGACCCAUCCUCCUACAGUCCUCUCUCCAGUCCAGCUACUUCUUCACCUAGUGGGAACGCCUACUCCAGCCUCGCAAACAGGACCUCGGGGUUUGCUGAAAGUGGACAAAGUAGCGGGCAGUUUCAAGGGAGGCCUUCAGAGGUCUGGUCGCAGUGGCAAAACCAGCAUCAUAAUCAGCAGAGCAGUGACCAACAUUCACAUCAGCAGCCCAAUCAGACUGAAGUAUUCCAGGACAUGCUACCGAUGCCAGGAGACCCAACCCAGGGAACAGGCAAUUAUAAUAUUGAAGACUUUGCUGAUCUAGGCAUGUUCCCACCAUUUUCUGAGUAACAUCUAAGAGGAAACAAAAGAAGAAAUCUCCCUCUACCCAGCGCCAUUCUGUGAAACCAUUCCCAUUAUGCUUGGGGCCUGGCUUUGUCAGUGUUGUAUUACCAUAUGACCCACCAAGGAAGGGAUCCAAUUUCUUGUAGAAAUUCCCUCAUCUUUAUUGUUCAUAUGUAAUGUACAUUACGAGUGCCUGGGCUUUUCUAUGGCUAUCAGAUAUGGUACUCUGGGGAGUGGUAGAAAUAUUUUUAUUUCAUCUUACUUUAUUUUGCCUCAGAAGUGAGUUUCAAGGGGUCCUUCCUAUCGGAAUGUGAGCCACCUCUGAAUAGACACUUUGGGUCUUUUUAAAAACAAUCAGUGACAAAUUUAGUCAGCACCCAAGGGAGAGGUCAGAUAACACCCAGGGCUAAGACCUACUAAAAUGAAAGUAAAAACCGUGUUAACAUAUUGCUUUUUUAACUUCUGUUUGGCAAGGGGGGUGGGGGUGGGGGAUGGGAAAGAGCAGGGAUUCCAUUUCUUUUUGCCUACUGCCAUGUUGUUUUAGUUCAUAUUGAAGAUGAGAGGCAAAAGCCGUUAACCUGGGCCAGAGGAAGCCCAAGAGCCUUUUCCUUUGCCUUGCUCAACAGAACUAAAUCUGAAUGUGUGUACAUCUUAGUGCCAUUUGUAUAUUUUGUGCUGUGUGAAGUGAAUUUCCUGUUCUGGUAGAUUCAUUUUUAUCUUGUGUCUGUCAUGUGAGACCAAAGUGGGGUAGGGGGAGGGGGGAGAAGGGGAAGGGGCGAAAGGGAAUGGAAAAGAAGAUGGUCCACUGGGAAGCACAGCCAUGGUGGUGGAUUCUACAUUCCCUGAGCUCAGAAAUGUUCUUGCAGAUUGAUAGUUCACAUUCAGUGGGAUGGAAACGGCAUACUUGCAAAUGCUUACGUUCCUGGUUUUGCACUGAUUGUAUGACCAAGACUAAGACUUCAAUAGUAACUAACUAGAAAUCAAAGACAAGUGUUAAUUGUUCACUAAAGUUACCUCAAUAUGGAACUUCUAGCGUCUGAUCAUCUGAUAACAGGGGGAGGUAUUUUCUUUUUCUAUCAGUUUAUCCCAUCUCCUAAUAUAAGUGACAACUGCAGGCCAUUUGAGGUUCUCAUAAACUCUGUCAGAUCCAAAUUUGUCCAUAAUGAGAAUUUUUGCCAUUUCUCAUGCUUAAAGGCAGUCUAUAGUAAGUCUCUUGUCCCUAUCUUGCAAUGAGUCCCAAAGGAAUAGCUCUGCGCUGAGCACAGCUUCCUUCUGUAAACUGGAAAGCACUGAGUGAUGUCACUGACACAGCCUCAAGCAAAAGGCCUUCCUGAAAAUACAAUUGUUGGAACUUAGGUUGUCUGGGACACUUGGGACCUUUUUAGUGAACAUUUCAAGAGAAGGUAAUGCUCCUAAGAAUAUGCUGUGAACCUGACCGUGAUUCUCUGGUCUGAAGCGACCAGUAUCCAUACAAAUCUGCUCCAAAUAUGCAAGCUUUAACUUUUGUCAGGAUUAGCAAUCCAAAGGGGACAGUGUUCCCACCCAUUUUUGCCACUAGAAUCAGAAAUUUCUAAUAUCCAAAACAAUUUAGCCUCUGCUGCAUCACCUCUAGAAGGGAUUUUCUUUAUUCUCCUAGCCAGUGUAUUCCUACAAAAUUGCUCUGUUUUUCAUCAUCUAAUUAUGUACUGUAUAUAAUUAAUACCUGGAGCAAUAGAAAAUUACGUAUAAGUGAUCAUCUCCCCUGAUUUUCAGCUUGUUCUUUCUUCAAGGUUGUUUAUAUAUUCACAGAGAGUUUAUUUUUUACCUUUGAUUUAAGAAAGGAUUCAAAGAAAUUAUUUCAGCUUUUCACAUUCUAGUUAUUGAUAUAUAUCUCAUCACCACUGCAUCCCUGAUAUGUAAGAAUGAAAGAAAUACAUUAAUUUAUUUGGCAAAUGGUUAAGACAAAAGGGUUACCAUCCAGCAAGGGGGGAAGGGGGGAACAACACUUCGUUAAGCCUUCCAUGGAAAUAUGUGUGUUCUCCUUGAAGGCUAUGAAGACUGAAUGAACCAAUGAUUGUUUAAUGAGUCAGGCAAGAAAUAGCCUGUGCUUCCCUUCCCCAUCCAUUCCAAUGAGCAUAAAAAAUUCAUGCUUUCUAGGGCUGUCUGAAUGCAGAGUGGGCUGAGCUCAUAGUUUAGAGGUAAGGUGGAGACGUGUUCCUGAUCCUCCCAUUGUAUUGCAUUAUAGAACACUGAGACCUUGUCAUUUCCAACUCUAAAUCAUUUGCUUCUCGGAUUAACUUUGGGGUUGAGAUCAGUAUAUUCAGAAAUGCUGAAGGUUUUCCUCUCUUAAGGUCUCAUACGAAUGAUGAUCUAUAGGAAAUGUUUCUCAGAACACUUUCAUACCAUUACCAGCCUGAAGUUCUGAAUUCAUAUUCUGAAAACUAAUACUGGUUCUACAUUUAUAUAUGUAAAUACACAUAUAAAUAAAGGGAAAGGGGGGAAAUUCAUGAUACACAUAUACAUAUAUGUGUACAUAUAGUGAGAUUUUUAACUUAAUGCAUCUAAUUCUUUCAUCACAGUCUGACAUCAGAAGUCAUUAUGCUUCUAGGAGAAAUGGCAAGCAAUUCAGAUUACUUCCUCUGAACUUCCUGAAUGUCUUACAUUCUGACAGCCAGAAUAUCCUGAAACAGCUUCUGCUUGGCUGCCAAUGCACCUGCCCCUUUCCACUCUUGGUAAUUACAAAUACAUAGCUAGCCAUUGACACAAUACCUUUCAAAUGAGGCCAAGGAACUUUUAAAUUAAAAUGAGAUCCCUAGUAAAAUGAGAAAUAAAAUGAAACCAAAUUGCAUUGAUGGGUUUGACAUGAAAGGCAAGACAGGUUAAUGUUAAAGUGUAAUCAGUAGACCAGUAAAAGUUGUUCUUGAGCUACCUGCUGUGUGCCUAAAGAAUAUGAAAUAAGUAUCAGACAGGGUCCUGUCCUUAAGGAGCUUCCAUCUUUCCCUGUCUUACAAAGGUUUUUGUUCAGGGUGCAGACAAUUUCAUUAUUCUUUGGGCCCAAAGACUGGGAUUGAAUAGGUAAUUGAAAUCUAGAAGUAUACAAAGAAUUCCAGAAAUCUAACAUUCUUCCAGUAAAACAUUUUAUGAAGAUUACUAACAAGUCCUGUAAUAUCCCCAAAUCUUCGGUUCUAUGAUAAGGAGUCAAACUGACUCCUCUGAGCUAUAUUAUUUUCCAUUUUUUCCUGCUUACCUGCAGAAUAAGGAAAUGGCUAGAAAGCCCUCUAUUUUUUUUCUUAAGAGGAGAGGCAACAAAUCUAGAAUAACUCACAAGCUAGAUAAUCAAUUCUCACUGUUUUCCUAAUUAAGGAGCUGAGUGUGGAAAAAUUAUUUUCUGUAAUCCCACACUCAUCUCUGUGACUAUAGAGGAGAAUAGAAAUAAAAAUCAAUGUCCGUGCAUGUAAAGGAAAAGUACUUACUGCACCGUGGUAUGUGAUCAUUUAGUUUUGAAUAGGAAAAAAUGUAGUUUAUCUUUUCUGUGGCAUAUUAUGUAUUUGGAGCAGGAAUUCCCCUAGAAUCUAUUUGGGCAGUCCCAAUGUUCCCCAACCAAUCCUCCUCUGUCUGGGCAGUGGAGUUGAUGUUGGGUUUGGUAAAAUGGGUGACAUUUAGUCUUCUUGUAGAGCACAAAGUAAAAUUUCCCCCCUUAUUCUGUAAUCUUGAUAGUUUCCAUGUUUUCCUUCUCUUUUCCUGCCCCUCCUACUUUGUCUUGACUGCUCAAUUUUGAAUGACUUCCCUUGAGGUAAAUAGGAUCAGAAGCAAUCGCUUUCCUUUCUCUUUAGUGGAAAGAGAACCCUGUGGGUGGCAGUCUGCCUGUUGAGAAUCAGCAAAAACACCUGAAAGGAAAUUCCAUAGGGGCCAUGCUCACUGGAAUGAGCUUGGGAGAUAUGAUUAUUCCAUCAAUAAAGGCUAUUUAGUGUAAGCAUUGACUUUUAUCCCUGGUUCUCUGUUCUAUCUAUAUAUUACCAAGGACUGAAAAUGCUGCCUCAAUCUCCCUUUUGCUUAUGCCUACAUAGCAUCUAGAACUGGAAGAAACCUUACAGAUCACCUGGUCCAGACACUGUAAUUUAUAGGUGAGGAAACUUAGACUCGGAGAAAUUAAGCGAUGUGUCCAAAGUCAGAAAGAGAGUGGUGGAGCCAGAAUUCAAACUAAGGUUUUGUGACCUCCAAAUCAGCACUCUCAUGGAGUCAUCUGGGACCUUUCAGUUAUUCCAGUUGUUUUCCUCAGGAAUUGCUAUCGACAAAGCCCACAAAAUUUACAUUUGGAAUUUUUUCUUUUUCCUGAUGAGUUAGUUAUCAAGUUGUAAGAGGAAAACAGGGGCCCAACUUUGCUUAUAACUCUGCACCCACUCACCAAAGGGGAACACAUUGAAGGCUGCUCAUCCAGCAGUAAAGUAGAAUGAAUUCAUUCAUUUUCUUUUGGUAUCUCUUGCCAGGAGAAAAGACUAAUGGAAAAUGUGCUGGGCUAGUGAAUGCGUUCAGCUUGUGGCAAAGCCACUUUACAAUUAUUAUAAUGUUUACCAUGAAAUGAGCAUGAACCAAUAACUUAACACAUUGGCUUUGCAGAGUUACUAUGUCAAAUAGGUGUCUAGGGGCAGAGACCACUUUUAAUUUUCCCAGGUAAUGAUUUUUAUUAGAGACAGAAUCCUGUUUCCUGAUGUGGCUUCAUAAGCAAAGAGAAUAACAUGAUUUGCCAAGCCAUGACUUCCCACACUAUAGAAUUAAGCUUGCAGAAGUGAUAUGCCCAUCAUUCCCACUCCCACCAGAAACACACUGCAGUACUUACUGCCUUUGACAGCAGUUGUUUGGGGGGCAUAGUGCCACAUGGUAUAGGAUUUACCAAAUUACUCUCACAUAUAUUUUUAUACAUAAGGGUAGGCUUUUUGGAAAGUAAAGACAGCUCCUGAAUUAUAAAUGCCUUAUCAAUGUUUUGCUGCCUUUGCAAUGGUCAAGCUUGGGUUGAUUUCUAAGGAUUUGGGUAAAUCUCAUUUUCUAAGUCAUCGAGUUAUGGUUUCAUGGACUGCAUGGACAUGGGACAUCUCUUUAUUCCCUUUAAAAAAAAUCAAAGAAGUCCUAGACUGACUUCAGGGGACAAGUUAAGCACUUAAUUCUCUGGUUAAAUUCUUCAUGUGGAUGUGAAUUGUGCUGUGGAUGAAAUGUACUUUGUACUUCCUGAAUGUUCUAUAUUUAUGACUAACAGUUAUAAAGUCAUUUGUGUAAAUGUAUAACUAAUAACUGACUUUUUAAAAGUUCAAUACAAUAAAAAAAUCAUCAGCUGUGA
This is a messenger RNA of Monodelphis domestica (gray short-tailed opossum), 7966 nucleotides long. It is a transcript of the gene ARNT2, whose product is annotated as aryl hydrocarbon receptor nuclear translocator 2. Gene Ontology annotation, cellular component: nucleus; cytoplasm; transcription regulator complex. The record is from RefSeq and is a predicted model, not a curated record. Lineage: Eukaryota; Metazoa; Chordata; Mammalia; Didelphimorphia; Didelphidae. Gene Ontology annotation, biological process: regulation of DNA-templated transcription. Gene Ontology annotation, molecular function: DNA-binding transcription factor activity; protein dimerization activity.